GCACUUGCCUCUUACAAAAGCCAAACCGUCCCAACCCACCACCCUACCACCUUUCCCUCUUUUCAAGGUGCUUUCCCUCUCUUUACUAACUCCACACCAAUGGCUGCCCUCGACAACACUUUUGGCGCCGCUCUGAUCGGUGUCGUCGUUUCAGCGACCCUCUACGGAGUCACAUGCGUUCAGACCUGGUACUACUUCGGUCAAUACCCAAAUGACACUUGGUACAUCAAGCUACUCGUAAUGCCAUUCCCUCCUGUCCCCUUUCCACCGCUCAUUCCCCACCUCAGGUUGCCGCCGUCCUCGUCUCGGACACCAUACAUCAAAUCCUCAUCUCGCACACAAGUUCGUUUCUCAAUUGCCUCCGCUAUCAUCAAAUUCCCUCAUCAUACUAUUCCAGUAUAUACAUAUCUUGUAACAAACUUUGGAGAUCCCGCUGCACUCGGUGACCUCGUCUGGAGUCUCAUAGUCGAAGUCCUAUUCAAUGGCUUCACAGCGCUCAUGGUCCAAAGCUUCUUGGCCAUGCGCAUCUGGCGAUUGAGCGGAAAGAGCUGGAUUGCCACGGGUGCUGUGAUGAUCUUGGUGUUUGGAGAGUUUGGUUGCGUUCUCGCCUACGUCGGAAAAGCUCUCGAACUCGAAACAUUCGCCCAACUUGGCACACUAAAGGACCUGUCGAUGACGGUUAACGCCGUGGCAGCAGCCGGAGACGUGUUGAUCGCUGCCAUUCUGUGUACUCUGUUGCAAAAUUCUCGUACUGGGUUCCGGAGAUCUGAUACCAUCAUCAACAAACUCAUUUUGUUCAGCAUCAACACAGGGCUGUUAACCAGUAUCUGUGCAGUGGCUUCUCUUAUUUCUAUCACGGCAGCGCCUACCACGUUCAUUUACAUCGCUUUUUACUUCUGCCUCGGUCGCCUGUACUGCAACUCUUUGCUGGCGACGCUCAACGCACGGAAGGGUAUCAGAGGCGAGUCGCGCGGGGAAGACGUGUCGCUCUCGCUGCAAGGUCUGCCCAAGACGUCGAACACGAUGCUCACGUCGUCACAUUCCAAGCGGGUACCGAACAAUAUCUCGAUCAAGAUCGAUACGACGCAUGAGUAUAUGCAGGACGAGUACGCAGACUCAUCACCCUCUGACCGGGACGUCAAGCUAGAGGUCUGAGGUGGUCGACAAGCGGAUAUCACAUGUCUCCUCGCUCGUCGCUUCCCGACGAGGAGGCAGAAAACACAAAAGAGCAAAAAAGUUGUACUUAAUGGGAUACCCCACCCGUAAAAAAAUGUGAUAAAAUAAAACAAGUGGACGGUUUUUCUCAUUCAUUCAUUCAUUCAUUUCAUCAUUCCAUCAUUCAUGUUGUUUCGCAUGGUUGAUCGAACCCGCCACUUUUUUUGGUUGACCACCGCUUUGCUAUUGCGCUCUCUGUUCUGUGAUGCUGACCGUGCGUGCGUGCGUCGUUUUUGUUCGUGUUUGCGUUUGCGUUGCUUUUGGCAUGAGGAGGGGUGGGGCGCGGUUCGAUGUCGGUCGAUCGAUGGAUCGAUGGAUGGAUGAUGGUACAUAUGCAUAUAGUCGUAGUACACACUUUUCACUUCACUUUGUGUU
Molecule: messenger RNA, 1590 nt
Organism: Serpula lacrymans var. lacrymans S7.9
Lineage: Eukaryota; Fungi; Basidiomycota; Agaricomycetes; Boletales; Serpulaceae
Exons: 20
Coding region: 100-1155 (351 amino acids)
Source: RefSeq, a predicted model, not a curated record